AUGUUUGUGACCCCUCCCUCCCCGAGGGGCUCGUUCAGCGUCCCUGUUAACAUCAACUUGCAGGCUCGGAGACGGCAGACGCGUGCUGCAGUGUAUCACAGCCCGAUUCAGGAGGGCCACAGGAGGCAUGCCAGCAGUGGGCACUGCAGUGAGAGGGCCAAGCCCCAGGCCCUGCUGUCCAGCGUGGGGGACGAAAAGGCUGUCCUUCUGGGCUUCACCAUGAUGACCUUCUCCAUCCUCAUGUACUUUGUUGUGGGGAUUGCCAUGGUGAAACCACAUCUCCAGAGUGACUGGGGGGAGGAAGCCAACUGUUCCCUGGUCCAGGCAGAGAUUCUGGAUGAGUGGGCGGACUGCAGAGGGCUGAGCAGGUUCCCCUGUGUGCAAGUCUUCGUCAACAUCUCCUCUUCCGGAAGAAAGGCUCGCCUGCACCAUGAUGAAGGAACCAUUGACCUGAACCUGGAGUGUUUCUACAUGCCCAAAUGCCAGCGUAAUGAGUCAGAUCUGCUGCAGGAGGCCAGAAAGAUCAAACAGUUUCUGGACGAGCGGCACAACGAAUCCCUGCAGUGUCGCUUCGGCGCAGAGCGCUACCCGGAGGAUGCCAUAUUGUACAGGAAGUACACCAGGUGGCUGGCGCUGUGGUACCUGCUGUGGCCCAGCCUCAUGCUGGGUGGAGGGGUGCUGCUGGUGGGCCUGGUGAAGCUCAACCAGAGGCUGGCUCACCUUUGUGCUGAGCUGGACGGCGAGGAGGCCAGGGCGGCCCAGACAGCCUCCAUCAAUGGGAAGUUGUACCAGCUGCUGAGCUGGAGGCUGGGGGGCAGCAGCUCCUUGCCACAGGAGCCCACAAGCUGA
Messenger RNA from Clupea harengus (Atlantic herring), 849 nucleotides. It is a transcript of the gene kcnmb3, whose product is annotated as potassium calcium-activated channel subfamily M regulatory beta subunit 3. Gene Ontology annotation, molecular function: calcium-activated potassium channel activity; potassium channel regulator activity. Gene Ontology annotation, cellular component: voltage-gated potassium channel complex; membrane. NCBI's taxonomy places the organism in Eukaryota, Metazoa, Chordata, Actinopteri, Clupeiformes, Clupeidae. The record is from RefSeq and is a predicted model, not a curated record. Gene Ontology annotation, biological process: potassium ion transport; detection of calcium ion.